GCCACCACCAUGACGGACUUCCAGAUCCGGAUGUAUCGGGAUGAGGACCAGGAGGCGGCGAUGGAGACUUUCACAGUGGCCAUGAGUGAGCACGUUCCUGCCGCCUUCCUGCACAUGCUCAGACAGCCCCUCACCCAGGGCGCCCUCGCUUGUGUCUUCCUGACCGUCCUGGCUGUCACGGGGUCCCUGCUCCCACCCGUGCUCACUCUGGCCCUGGCUCUGGCCGCGUGCCGGUGGUUCGUGGGCCAUCUGUUCUCCCGCUACAUCGAUGUCUGCCGCCGGGGCGACCUGGGCUGCAUCCGGGAGGUCUACAUGGAGAGGGCAGACGCCUGCUUCUGGGUGGCAGAGAGCAGGGGCCGAGUGGUGGGCACGGUGGCCUGCCUGCCCUCCCGGCAGCGCCCGGGGAGCCUGGAGCUGAAACGCAUGUCUGUGCAGAGGAACCACCGGGGGCGGGGCGUGGCCCGGGAGCUCUGCCGGACAGUGGUGGAGUUCGCCCGCGGGAGGGGCUACCGCGAGGUCCUGCUCUACACCUCGGUGGUCCAGGCUGACGCCCGGAGGCUGUACGAGAGGGCGGGCUACAGAAGGGCUGGCGAGGCCGUGGUCCCGGAGAUCCCAGCCAAGCUCAUGAACUUCACCCUCAUUGAGUACAGAUACCAGCUCCCCGAUGGGGACGGGUGAGGGCUACCGAAUCUGGAGAGAGAAGACCAGUCACUGGCCAGUUUUAAUAAUGCAUAAAGACGUUAAGA
Megalops cyprinoides (Indo-Pacific tarpon) is the source of this 746-nucleotide messenger RNA. RefSeq names its product probable N-acetyltransferase CML1. Lineage: Eukaryota; Metazoa; Chordata; Actinopteri; Elopiformes; Megalopidae. The transcript has a single exon. Gene Ontology annotation, molecular function: N-acetyltransferase activity. Bases 10 to 678 code for a protein of 222 amino acids. The record is from RefSeq and is a predicted model, not a curated record.